UACUACUUUUGUCGCGUUUUAAUGCAAUGUUGGGCAGUUAUGGGAUUCAACCAGUCACGCUGGUCUUUAACAACUCUAAAAACUGUUUCGUUUACCUGUCACCCAACAUAGUGUCUCAGCUCAGUCUUAGAGAGAAUCAGGUGCUGGAGCUUUCCUGGGAAGAUGGUAGGACUGUGUUUCUCAGCUGGAUCAGAGGACACACAGUAUCAUCACAGGAGGACAAGGUUGAGCUCAGCAGACAUUUAGGGGAGAAGCUUGGCUUGCAUGAAGGAGUGCAAGGCUUUUUGAAGCCAUGUGUCCAGGUACAGUCAGUGCAGCAGGUGUUUGUGGAGCCUCUCUCUUCAGACGACUGGGAAAUCCUAGAGCUACACAGCAUGGCUUUAGAGCAGCAACUUUUAGACCAGAUCCGAGUGGUUUUCAGGGAAGGAGUGUUUCCUGUGUGGGUGGACCAACACACUGUCAUCUAUGUUAAAAUAGUCUCACUUUCUCCGUCAGUCUUAUACGGCCGAUUGGAGCAGUUCACCGAGCUGGUCGUAUCCCCCAAACUUCGACCUGGGGACAGGCAACUUUCCAACUUUCCAUUAAAUACAAAUCUACAGAACGAACAUCAGCUUAUGAAAAAUCAUCAGGACUUCACUUCUUCUUCCACCACUGGAACUGACCCCUCUGACCAAGAUAUUAGUCAGAGACACUGCACUGGUAGCCAUAGUGGAAUGGGUGAUUUAAGAAGUUUACUGAGAUACAUGUUUACAGGGAGAUUUGAACCUGUUAAGGAUAUUCCUGAAGUCCCAGCUAUUCCUACUGCCUUACAAGAGUGUGUUCUUCUUCGAGUAUGUGGAUCCCCACCUGCUGCAAUCAGCCAUCUAGACUCGAGCCACGGAGAUGUUCAUGUGUUCCCGUGGGACUACAUACAGUCAGACUGUCGGAUUUUAGGACAGCCGUUCAUGACAUAUGGUAGACUGUCUAAGAUUAAUUCUCCUAAAGAAGUGAGGGAACAAACCAAGCAAGAAAUGGAAAAGAAAAAAAGCAACAGUGUACCACAGACAGAAAGAGUUGACCAGGAAUACCCCGAUGAGUGUGUGGUUGUCAGGAUGAUUUGCCACAAUAUACAAAAGCUGCAGUUGGAUCAAGAAUGUUCUGAAAUGGGACAGCUGUAUUGUGGGAGAGUGUGGAUCCCAAACAUUUUACGAACCAGGUUGAGCAUUGACCCUCACUCUGCUGUAAAAGUUCUUCCUGUGAAAUGUGUUCCCAGAGUAGCACUGACUGUUUCUCUUGAGCCAUUAAAACCGCUAGCUGGUAAUGAGAAAGAAGAGGAUGUACAGUCUGCGUUCCUGAGUUGGCUGCAUGCUCUAAGCCACCAGCCCUUAGCAUGUCUGACAGGACGGAGCAACAUCAUCCUCCUGCAGUGCACUGAAGGAAAAUCUGAGUUUGUCUUGACUGUACAAAAUCCUGAGCCAAAGCAAGUGGAUGAGAUCUUCCUCUUAUCCACUAGCUGUCUACACAAAACAGACAUCAAGGUUGUAAAGAAGCCUCAUACAUUGAACCACACAAAAGCACACACUGCAGAUGAAUUACCUGCUGCUGUCUUUCCUUCUCUUAACUCUCUUGGUGGGGUGGAGGACGUCAGUGCACAUGCUUUUUGGCACAUCUCUCACAGUUUAUUGGGUGGUCCACUUUCCUGUGAGCUGGUAUCCACUGGUCGGGGCCUUCGGAGCGGUGCAUUGCUGAUCACUGGAGCCAAGGGCAGUGGAAAGACUUCUCUAUCCAAGGCCCUGUGCAGAAAAGCUAUGAAAGAGCUGGAUGCUCACAUUGAGGUGGUUGACUGCAAGAAGCUUAAAGGUAAACGUGCAGACACAAUUAAACAGAGACUAGAGGAGGUGUUUGAGCAGGCAGUGUGGAAACAGCCGUCUGUGGUCCUACUGGAUGACCUGGAUCAUGUAACAGGGGCAGCUAGCACACCUGAGCAGGAGCAUGGUGCAGAAGCCGUUCUGCAUCAACAUGUUGCACAAAGUCUGAAGGAUGUGGUGGAUGAUGUAAUGAGCCGCUGCGCUCUGGUAACUCUGCUGGUCACAGCGCAGAGUGAACACUCUCUUCACCCAUCGCUUACUGAAGUGCAGGGCUCACACUUCUUUCAGAGCUUCUGUAAGAUCAAUGCACCAGACCAGAUCCAAAGAGUGGAAAUCCUGAGGUCCCUACUGGACAGCAAGAAGAUUUUAUAUGACAACGCCCCAGAAAUUAGUGAUUUAGACAGCAUUGCUUUGAAAACUGAGGGCUACUUUCCACAAGACCUGAACCUUCUCGUGGACAGAGCGAUCCAUGCCAGUGCUGUACAUAACAAACACAACAGCAACGCUCAAGGUGUGUGUUUAAGUGAAGCAGACUUAAAACAUGCCCUGCAGGGUUUUACGCCUCCCUCUCUUUGGGGAGUGCAACUUCAUGUCCCCAGCAUGACUGGUAUGGAGCAGGUGGGUGGCCUUCACCAAGCACGCCAGCUCCUUAUGGAUACCAUCUUGCUGCCUGCCAAAUACCCCCUGCUCUUCUCCAGUCUGCCGAUUCGCCAUCGCUCUGGUGUGCUGCUCUACGGGGCACCUGGCACAGGUAAAACCUUACUGGUUGGAGCUGUAGCCAAGGAGAGUGGCAUAAACUUCAUUAGUAUUAAGGGUCCAGAGCUGCUCAGCAAGUAUAUUGGUGCCAGUGAGCAGGCUGUACGGGAUGUGUUUCAGAGAGCCCAAGCAGCUAAGCCAUGUGUUCUGUUCUUCGAUGAGUUUGACUCCUUGGCACCUCGCAGAGGUCAUGACAGCACAGGUGUCACCGACAGAGUGGUGAACCAGCUGCUCACACAGCUGGACGGAGUAGAGGGACUGCAGGGAGUGUAUGUGCUGGGAGCCACCAGUCGUCCUGAUCUAAUUGACCCUGCACUGCUGCGGCCUGGCAGGCUGGACAAGGUCCUGUACUGCCCUCCUCCAGACAGGGAAUCCCGUUUGGAGAUACUGAAGGUGCUGACACGUUCUGUGACGCUGGCUUCUGAUGUAGACUUGGAGCAGAUUGCAGUGGCCACCGAGCUCUUUACUGGAGCUGACCUCAAAGCCCUGCUAUACAAUGCACAACUAGAGGCCAUUCACAGCAGCUUAGGGCCUAACCUACUGCACGAUCUGGGCUCAGGAUCUGACAGUGACAUGAGCAUGUCAUCGCUGAUCUUCUUAAACCCCAGCAGUGGCUCGGAUGAUUCUGCAGGAGAGGCAGAGGCUGGGUUGGAGACCUCUGCAGUCAUGCUGGAGCACAGUGAGAUGCCCUGUAAAGACCCAAACCACAACAUCUGGCGGCUCUACUUUGGCAGCUCAUUUGAAUUAGAUCUAGGCACCCUUUCAUCUUCUGAGCUGAAUUCCCAGUGCCUGUCAGUACCCAAUUCCACUACCUAUGAGCUGACUGGUGCUUCAAUGAGGGAGCCAGCUUUCCUCAACGGACCAGCACUUAUGUCCUCUGUGCAGCAAGGAUUCCAGGAACUAAGUCCUGAACAAGCUGAACGUCUGAGAGCCGAUCUAACCGCCAUCAAAAGCAGCUAUCACAGGAGCCCGGAGGACAUCAACUUGGGGCAGACAGGCCACAGUAAACCUGUUCUCCUGAUAUGCCAGUCACACCUGAUCUCAGCACUGUCUAACACUAGACCAUCCAUCAGCAGACAGGACUGGAGAAAAUAUAGUGAACUUUAUGAGUCAUUUGGGGCAUCAAGAGAAGGCAAGCCUCAGAAUACAGUGCUGUUUACACCAGGUCAGCGAGUAACCCUGGCCUAAUAAAGACUGCGCACAGACAUUAAACGGUGUAUUUAGUGUUUAUCAAGGAUGUGACCAUGCUUUCAUGGAGACCAUUGGAUCCUAAAAUGUGAUUUAUUAGGGGUAAAUGUAUUGAACCAAUGAAUGUAUUGUGAUGCAUUUUUGACAUAUUGCCCACCCCAAAACCUAAACCAAUUGUAAAUCAAAUGUUAUAUGUUUCAAAAGUCUACAUGUACACUUUAAUGUAAAUAGUUUUGGACAUGUAGGAGCCGUAAUCUACUGUAAUUCAUGUUUUUAAUGACUAAUUAUUUGAAAUUCUUUGUUAUUACAUAAUUUUUUUCUGAAAAACUUUAAGAAUGUAGAAGAAACAAAUUAUGCAACAAGUUUGUGAAUAAUUGACUCCCUAAUUUAAUUAGUUAUAUUGAUCUAUUACUGUAUUUUUCAGUCACGCUCUAGUUUGUUUUCUCUUUUGCCUAGGACCUGUUUAACAGGCACACAUCUAUCAAAGCUUGGCAUGUUAUUUACAAAGCAUCAACUGUAUAAUUGUCCAGGCAAAGCCAAUUACAUUAUAAUCAAUAAACCAGAGACUCGGGGUCAUUUUAAUAAAUAAUUCUUAUUAUA
Messenger RNA from Trichomycterus rosablanca, 4391 nucleotides. RefSeq names its product peroxisomal biogenesis factor 1 (gene pex1). The transcript has 24 exons. Gene Ontology annotation, biological process: protein import into peroxisome matrix. Lineage: Eukaryota; Metazoa; Chordata; Actinopteri; Siluriformes; Trichomycteridae. The coding region runs from base 27 to 3791 and encodes 1254 amino acids. Gene Ontology annotation, molecular function: ATP hydrolysis activity; ATP binding. Gene Ontology annotation, cellular component: cytosol; peroxisomal membrane; peroxisome. The record is from RefSeq and is a predicted model, not a curated record.